Sardina pilchardus (European sardine) is the source of this 4906-nucleotide messenger RNA. It is a transcript of the gene myo1f, whose product is annotated as myosin IF. The transcript has 28 exons. Bases 180 to 3461 code for a protein of 1093 amino acids. Gene Ontology annotation, cellular component: myosin complex; vesicle; actin cytoskeleton. Gene Ontology annotation, molecular function: ATP binding; microfilament motor activity; actin filament binding. The record is from RefSeq and is a predicted model, not a curated record. NCBI's taxonomy places the organism in Eukaryota, Metazoa, Chordata, Actinopteri, Clupeiformes, Clupeidae. Gene Ontology annotation, biological process: actin filament organization; vesicle transport along actin filament.
UGUGAGGAUGUUGGGUUGAGCUCAGUCUUGUGUGCUUGCGUGUGUGUGUGUGUGUGUGUGUGCAGUGAGCAAGACACACUUUGAAAUGGCGUUAUCGUAGCAGCUCCGUGGGCUCCUGACAUCUUUUCCUUUUACAUUCUGGACACAAAAAGGAAGAGGACAUCCACAGCUGCAGUAAAAUGGGUAGCAAGUACCACUGGCAGAGCCAGAAUGUCAAGCAGAGUGGGGUGGACGACAUGGUGCUCCUCUCAAAGAUCACAGAGGACGCAAUCGUGGAGAACCUGAAGAAGAGAUUCUUGGACGACUAUAUCUUUACAUACAUCGGCUCAGUGUUGAUAUCGGUCAACCCAUUCAAACAGAUGCCCUACUUCACUGAGCGGGAGGUCGAGCUGUACCAGGGCGCAGCUCAGUAUGAAAACCCUCCCCAUGUCUAUGCUCUCACUGACAACAUGUACAGGAACAUGAUGAUUGACAGCGAGAACCAGUGCGUCAUCAUCAGUGGGGAGAGUGGAGCUGGAAAGACGGUUGCCGCUAAAUAUAUUAUGGGAUACAUCUCUAAGGUGUCAGGAGGAGGACCAAAAGUACAGCACGUGAAAGACAUCAUUCUACAGUCCAACCCACUUCUGGAGGCUUUUGGGAACGCAAAGACAGUCCGGAACAACAACUCCAGUCGCUUCGGUAAAUACUUUGAGAUCCAGUUCAGCAGAGGAGGUGAGCCUGACGGGGGUAAGAUCUCCAACUUCCUCCUGGAGAAGUCCAGAGUGGUCAGCCAGAACGAGAGCGAAAGGAACUUUCACAUCUUCUACCAGGUGCUGGACGGGGCUGCGCCUGACCAAAGAGAGGCCCUGGGCAUCAUGACUCCUGACUACUACAGCUACCUAAACCAGUCGGGCACCUACAAAGUGGACGGCACCAACGACAGCAAAGACUUCCAGGAGACCAUGGAGGCCAUGCAGGUGAUCGGCAUCCCUCCGGACUACCAGUUGCAGGUGCUUCAGAUCAUCGCCGGCAUCCUGCACCUGGGAAACAUCACCUUCAUCGAGCAGGGCAACUACGCCCAGGUGGAGAGCACCGACCUGCUGGAGUUCCCCGCCUACCUGCUGGGCAUCGACUCGGGGCGUCUGCAGGAGAAGCUGACGAGCCGCAAGAUGGACUCCAAGUGGGGGGGCAAGACGGAGAGCAUCCACGUGACGCUGAACCAGGAGCAGGCCAGCUUCACCCGCGACGCCCUGGCCAAGGCCCUCUACACGCGCGUCUUCGACUUCCUGGUGGAGGCCAUAAACAAGGCCAUUCAGAAGCCUUAUGAGGAGUUCAGCAUUGGCGUAUUGGACAUUUACGGCUUUGAGAUAUUCCAGAAAAAUGGCUUUGAGCAGUUCUGCAUUAAUUUUGUGAACGAGAAGCUCCAGCAGAUCUUCAUUGAGCUCACGCUGAAGGCCGAGCAGGAGGAGUACGUGCAGGAGGGCAUCAAGUGGACUCCCAUUGAGUACUUCAACAACAAGGUGGUGUGUGAGCUCAUCGAGAACAAGAACCCUCCGGGCAUCAUGAGUGUUCUGGACGACGUGUGCGCCACCUUGCACGCCAAAGGGGACGGGGCGGACGGAACCCUGCUGCAGAAACUGUCUGGCGCCGUGGGAACGCACGACCACUUCAACAACUGGAACGCCGGCUUCGUCAUCCACCACUACGCUGGCAAGGUGUCCUACGACAUAAACGGAUUCUGUGAGAGAAACCGAGACGUCCUCUUCCCCGACCUCAUCGAACUCAUGCAGAGCAGCACGCAAGACUACAUCUGCAGCCUCUUCCCAGAGAACCUCAGCCAGGACAAGAAGGGCCGGCCCUCCACCGCCAGCACUAAGAUCAAGAAACAGGCCAAUGACCUGGUGAACACGCUGAUGAAGUGCACGCCGCACUACAUCCGCUGCAUCAAACCCAACGAGACCAAGAGGCCCAAAGACUGGGAGGAGAGCCGGGCCAAGCAUCAGGUGGAGUACCUGGGCUUACGGGAGAACAUCCGAGUGAGACGAGCAGGCUUUGCCUACCGCAGAGUCUUCAACAAGUUCCUCCAGAGGUACGCCAUCCUGACGGCGGAGACGUGGCCGAGCUGGCGAGGGCGAGAGCAGGACGGCGUGCUGCACCUGUUGCGCUCCGUCAACAUGGACACGGACCAGUACCAGAUGGGCCGCACCAAAGUCUUCGUCAAGAACCCCGAAUCGCUGUUCCUCCUGGAGGAGAUGCGUGAGAGGAAGUUCGACACGUUCGCCCGCACCAUUCAGAAGGCCUACAGGAAGUACAUCGCCAGGAGGAAGUACGAACAGAUGAGGGAGGAAGCGUCGGACAUCUUGUACAACUCCAAGGAGCGGCGUAGGAACAGCAUCAACCGGAACUUCGUGGGCGACUACCUGGGCAUGGAGGAGCGUCCGGAGCUGCGGCAGUUCCUCGGCAAGAGAGAGCGCGUCGACUUCGCCGACUCCGCCAACAAGUUCGACCGGCGCUUCAAGGCGAUCAAGCGGGACUUGAUCCUGACCCCUAAGGGCAUCUACCUGAUUGGCCGAGAGAAGGUGAAGAAGGGACCAGAGAAGGGCGUGAUCAAGGAGGUGCUCAAACGCAAGCUGGAGCUGGCCAGCAUCCGGGCCAUCUCACUCAGCACGAGGCAGGAUGACUUCUUCAUUAUCCAUGAGGCUCAGUAUGACAGCCUGCUGGAGUCCAACUUCAAGACCGAGUUCCUCAGUCUGCUGUGCAAGCGCUACGAGGAGACGACCAAGAGCAAACUGUCCCUCUCCUUCAACGACAGGUUGGACUUUAAGGUCAAGAAGGAGGGCUGGGGAGGAGGGGGCACUAGGACCCUGGUGUUCCAGCGAGGGCAAGGUGACCUGGCGCAGGUAAAACCAGGCGGAAAGACCAUGACCAUCACCAUCGGCGACGGCCUGCCCAAGACGUCCAAACCCAGCCGGAAGGGAGCUGCGCAAGGCCAGGGCCGGAGGCCGCCGCAAGGCAGAGGACAUCAGAAUGGCGCUGCCCAGUUCUCGCGAGGCCACACCCCCGCCCCGCCCCGAGAGCAGACGUACUCCACCCCCCAGAAGCAGCAGCAGGCUCCGCCCACCAACGCCCUGCCCAAGAUAAACUCCCAGAAGGCCCGGCGAGGCCCCGCCCACAACCAGCCCCAGCAGAGCAACCAGGACUUCCUCAACGUGCCGGACCAAGGGGUGUCUGGCAUGCAGAGGAAGAAGAGCAUCAGCCAGCCUCGUGCCCCCCCGGCCCCCAACCGGCCCAUAACCCAGGCCCCUCCCCCCGGCCCGCGGUGCCGAGCGCUGUACCAGUACGUGGGCCAGGACACCGACGAGAUCAGCUUCGACGUCGGCGACAUCAUCGAACUCAUGAACGAAGAUCCGUCGGGAUGGUGGAGAGGGCGUUUCCGUGGCAAAGCGGGCCUCUUCCCUGGAAACUAUGUGGAGAAAUUCUGAAGCCUCCUCAGCGUCUGGUGCCUCCGACAAACAGCACUUUACGUCACCUCGUCAUCGGACUUUUUUUUUUCGCUCCCUGCGAGGAAUGAAUUACCUUACAGGGCGGUGAAACUGGACAAAAGAAAAAUAAGUCAAAACAUUUCAUCUACAGACACCACAUUCACAGUUUUACGCAGCGGAGUGAAGAGCCUGCAGUGUGAUUGGAGAAGGAUUUGAAGACGGCCUCUUCGUGUGGCUGAUUCUACUCAUGAAAUGGAGGUGUCUCACUGACCAGAAGCAGACACAAGGUGGCAGUGUUGGAAUGUGAACUUUUGUAACUUUUUGUUUUCUAUAAGAACAGCUGCAAGAGUGGCUCACUCGUCUCGUGCUUUAACCAUUUAACUCUCUGCUCUUCUGCAUUGUGUUGCUAUGGAGUGUCUCCCUUCAUCGCUGGAGUAGUCUGCCUUCAUCUCUGUGUGAUGUUCUAACACAACUUACUGUAAUACUUAAUAAAAUGCACAGCCAAAGCAGUGUUAAAGAGGCAGGUCCCUAACAUGUCCUCUGAGAUCUCCUUCAAAACCUUUGACUGUGGUGUCUGUGUUUGUGUAGGUGUGUGUGUGUGUGUGUGUGUGAGAGAGAGAGAGAGAGAGAGAGAGUGACAACAAGAAAGACAGUAGAGAAUGAGAGUGGCCCAUUCACAUCUCCUACUUCAUAGGAGUAAAGCUUUUUAAUGAUCUUCUCUGAUAGCCACUUUCUUUGGUGGUCUAUUCUACUGAUCCUCAUUUUAGUUCUAUAUAGACCUCACUAGCUCAGCAAUCAGCAUUAUACAUAGGCCUACAGAGGGCCGGGCAAAGCAGACAUGGUCUUCAGGAACCUGAUCUACUGGUAGGCCUGUCUCAGUCCUUUGACCUCACAUCUCAACAAUACGGUCUGUACUCGCUCACACAUGCACACUAAUGUGGGAGGUUGUGUGUGUGUGUGUGUGUGUGUGUGUGUAUGUGUGUGUGUCUGUUUCCUUCAAAGUCUUGCACUCUACCAUGGCGAAGUUGUCAGACUGGUGUGGUAUGUGAAAUGAAGACAGGUGGAUAUCAGACAGAUAGAGAGAGAGAGAGAGAGAGAGAGAGAGAAAGAGAGAGGAAGGGAAAGUGUGUGUGUGUGUGUGUGUGUAUGUGUGUAUGUUUGUGAGUGUGUGGACACUGAGAGAGCACUUGACUGUCACAUAAAAAUGUUCUGCAAUCAGCUAGACUUCUUGACAUAACAGAGCAGAAAGAUAAGAAUCAACCAUUGUCAUCAAUGCACUCAGGGGGAAAAGAUGUAUUAGGCCUACCUGAUAAAAAAGAAAAAUAUCUAAAUAUCAAUUGACGUCAAUAAAGGAUCGUGUUCACUGACUUUUGUUCCGACUUACAUUAAGCUUUUAGUGACAUGCAUUUCACAAAUUAAAACGGACGUCGCCUUUCUUUAAAUAA